UUGCAACCGUGGCUGCUACACUACAGUUUAAAUUAACUUUGAGCAUUCGCUCGAUUUUCAGCAGUAUCUUUUCGUAAAACUACUUCCGUUGUGCAUUUAAUAGGGACAAGCGGAGUGUUUUUGAUCUCGAACUGAAGGGCUAAGCUAAACGCGAUAAUUGAAAGGACCGCCGCCGAGACGCGAGGCACACAUAGAAAAAUCGGAUCAACCGACAGACAAAGCUGAACUGCGGUCGUCGGCGACAAAGUGCGCUGUACACGGACGACCAGAAAUCGGUACGCGAGCUAGUUUUUUUUCGCGUUUCAGUUUGGGUUUCAGUUACCUGUGCGCAACAUCCCCGUGUAUUUGCCCUUCGCUGCGGUCCGUGGAUAGAGUUUUGGGCAAAUAUAUCCAACGAAAAACCCGUUGCCCGCCGUUUGCUUACCAAUUUCCCGUGCCCGGCAGGCGAAACUACGUAAGCGGGCGAAAGCAGCCCAGUGGUGAACUCCGUGUGGCAGCGUUUUCGGUUGUGUGCUUCUGGGGCACCAGAGUACCAGCUCGGCAGUGCUCGUGUUCGCAACCGUUUGGCUACAGCUAGCACCCUGGAGAAGCAAAACAAACGCGCCCAGCUCAUCCGGGACAAGAUGGUGUUGGCUGAGCGCAACACCACAGACGUGGUGCGGAACGGGCGUCGGUCUCGCGGUCCCAGUCCCAACACGCACACCACAGGCGGCGUGGCCAACAGCACCAGCCUAGUGGGCAGUGGAGGCGGCAACUCCGGCAACUCUGGGAACGCCAGCGAGAAGACUACCACAGCAGUGCCAGGUGCGGGCACGCCGGAGAGCUCUGACGACGACAAUUCCACCAAGCGGAACGGCAAGAGCAAGGCCAAACAGUCCGAGUACGAAGAGAAAAUUCGCGUGGGACGGGACUACCAGGCGGUAUGCCCGCCACUCGUGCCGGAGGUGGAGCGACGCCCGGAACAGAUGAACGAACGCGCCCUCCUGGUCUGGUCACCCACUAAGGAGAUCCCGGAUCUGAAACUGGAGGAGUACAUCUCGGUGGCCAAGGAGAAGUACGGUUACAAUGGCGAGCAGGCCUUGGGCAUGCUCUUCUGGCACAAACACGACCUGGAGCGGGCCGUGAUGGACCUGGCCAACUUCACACCCUUCCCUGACGAGUGGACCAUCGAGGACAAGGUGCUGUUCGAGCAGGCCUUCCAGUUUCACGGGAAGAGCUUCCACCGCAUACGCCAGAUGCUGCCAGACAAAUCAAUCGCCAGUUUGGUAAAGUAUUACUACUCGUGGAAGAAGACGCGCCACCGCAGCAGCGCCAUGGAUCGGCAGGAGAAGACCAUCAAGGCGGUGGUCAAGGAUGGCUCUGAAAACGGCAGCGAGGUGGGCAGCAAUGAGGAGUCUGAUAACGAUGACAAGAAGGGGAAUAGCAACAAUAGCACCACAACUAUAACCGACGCCACAACGACCUCUACCAACACCACCACUACCACCACUCCCGCAAACACCACUGCCAACACCAUCAACAACAACAACAAUCACAGCAACAGCAACAACAACAGCGGGAGCAACAACCAUAGUAGCAGUGGUAACAACGGCAACAACAACAACAACAACGGGGAUGAGAACAACCAAGGCGGCGGGAGCAACAGCAGCAACACCAGCAACAACGAUUUGGACGCCGAGCAGUUGUGCAUCUUCGCGGCAAAUGCCCAGGGUGACGAAGUGCUAGGAUUUGGCCUCUCCGCCGAUGGUGCCACCAAUGGCAGCAACAAUGGCGAGAUCGGUGGCGAUCCCAGCCAGGUGCGACGCGUGGUUGUGGGCGGUUUUUGCAAGAUUUGCAAUGUGGUGUGCCACGUGCUGCACGACUCGCCGCUGGGGCGCAUGUGCAAGAGUUGUCACACCCACUGGAGGCGCACGGGCAACCCGCGACCCAUCUCCGGGCCGGAGGGCAAUGCUCCCCGACGAUCCACCCAUAACUGCGCCGCGAACGCCGAUCGCUCCAAACGCAAACCGCCCAAGGGCAUGUACAUCAAUCAUGAUGAUUUAACGGCCCUCGCAAGCUGCAAGAAUCCCAGCAUCUACUUGGCGGAACGGGAUCGGAAGAUAACAGCCCUCAUGGCCGAAAUACAGAAGAAUAGGCAGAUGAUGGAGCAGCUAGACAAGGAGUGCGACUCCAUCAACGUCGAGGACGUGGUGUCCAAACCGGCGGCGGCCAACACCGAAACUGCCCAGCCACGCAUUUCCGCCCGCUGGUUGCCGGACGAGAUCCAAGUGGCUCUGCUGGCGCUCCGCGAAUACGGAAAAAACUUUCCUAUGAUUGCCAAGCUGGUGACCACCAAGACGGAGGCGCAUGUGCGAACCUUCUACGUGAACAAUCGGCGACGAUACAAUCUUGACCAGAUCGUAAAGGAGUAUGAAGCCGGAAAAUCGGAGGAGUCUGGCCCGGAGGACCCGAGUAGUGAGCCAGUCGUCGAUGCAGCGGCAGCAACACCAGCAGCGGCAUCAGCGACUAUAUCGGGACCCGGUGCGGUCGAUUCGGCAUCGGCGACGACUGCGACGGCAGUCAGGAAGCAGUCCACCGAAACCAGCAACAACGGCGUCGACCCGAACCAGGAAUCGCCGCCGAAGAAGGAGGACGCCAAGAAGCCAGAGCUGGGGACGGCGGGUGCACUAAAGAGUGGUGCUGGCGAAGCAGCAGAUGCCACGCCCGCCGUGGCAUCCACCGUGAGCUCCAGCCCAGCCACCGGCACCGUUGCAGCUGGCACCGCCAGCAACAAGCCCACCAGUGCUACAAUCACCAUUACCGAUGAGUCCGACACAGCCACGAACUCGAGCAGUGACGUGGUCACCACUGGAUCGGCCGGAGCCACCGGCUCGUCGUUACUGUCCAGCGCAAGUUCUGCGCCCGCACCCAAAUCUCAAGCCAGCAGCGAAGAGCUAAAGUCCAAUCCCUCGAGCGGGGUCGUCGUUGCGGCUUCCAGCACGGCUGCCAAUCCCACAAGCAAGCGGGAUAGUAGCACCGUAUUGACCAUUGCCGAGCAGCCACCAGCCAAGAAAGUCGCACUGAGCGGCGGCGUAGAGUUCCUGGGAAAGUGAGGAGACCCCAGCGGCGCCGGGGGAUGUGUUCACUCUCGAUAUAUAUACACGCAUAAAUAUAUACCGGUACAUAACAUAGCCUGAUGUUGGGCGGCGGCCAGGAUGUGUUCGCGAGAAGCUGAGAAAACACGUCCAAGAGCUGUGCAGCCUGCCAUACGGCUGCUGGCCGGAUUCCUUUUUUUUUUAUUUGUCUAUAAAAUUUGGGACGCAUUUACUAUAAAAAAGCAUCACGGCUUAAUCUAGGCUUGUAGAAAUUAGUUUGUUUGUAUUUUGGGUAACACUAAAUCGGUUUGACAUGUUGCACGGCUGUAAAUCGAGGAUCCUACAUGCAUAAAUACUUCAACACAUGCGCGUAAUCUUUGACUAUGAAGCUUGGUAAAUGCAAAGAAAGGAUAUGAAAGAUAUUUGCAUCUUUCACAAAAAGUUGUAUAGGUCAGAGAUGAUUUUUAAUGGGUUAACGGGUAAGAUACUUUCCUAUGCCGGGGUCGCGGCCACGUACACCACACAAAACUAAUGAGUAGUACACACAGCGGUAGAAAAAGCAGCGUUAGUGCAUAAUAUGUAUGUAAUAUUAUGAUAACUUUAACACAAUCGAUUUAUACACGUGUAAAUUAUUAACUUAAAUGUCUUUUUUUUUCGUGAAAUAAUUUAGCAUUUAAAAUAAAGUACUUCGGCUAGGCUUGUAGGCAAAGUCGUCGAAAAUAUGAUCGCCGCUAUCACAGGAAAAGUUGGAGGAACGCAAUGGAAACGCUGGAUCCACUCCACACCCAUAUUCAGCAACGAGUUUCUGUUAGGCUAAUUAUAAUGUAACUAAAAACACUUGGCAACAAAUGUAUACAAGCAGCGCUAUUCGUUUAAGAAAACCAAUUAAAUAUGUAAUACUACGAAAA
Drosophila rhopaloa is the source of this 3982-nucleotide messenger RNA. RefSeq names its product REST corepressor (gene CoRest). NCBI's taxonomy places the organism in Eukaryota, Metazoa, Arthropoda, Insecta, Diptera, Drosophilidae. The record is from RefSeq and is a predicted model, not a curated record. Gene Ontology annotation, cellular component: transcription regulator complex; histone deacetylase complex. Gene Ontology annotation, biological process: regulation of transcription by RNA polymerase II; negative regulation of DNA-templated transcription. The coding region runs from base 624 to 3092 and encodes 822 amino acids. The transcript has 11 exons. Gene Ontology annotation, molecular function: transcription corepressor activity.